This is a messenger RNA of Prunus armeniaca (apricot), 333 nucleotides long. The record is from the annotation of a GenBank genome assembly. Lineage: Eukaryota; Viridiplantae; Streptophyta; Magnoliopsida; Rosales; Rosaceae.
AUGAUGCUCGUUGAUGGCUGCUUUAUUAUUGAACUUCUCUGCAAACAGCUAGACCUUUCUCCAGUGGAAGAUGAUGAUGCUAUUUCAAGACGCAAAGGAUGUUUCAUUAUUUGCAAGUACGUCUCUAUUCCUCGAAGAAGAAUCGAAAGCAGCCAUUUACUCGAAACUGUAAGAAAUUUUGUGGUUCAACCAUACAUGGAAGUUUGUGAGGAUAUGGAAUAUCGAACUCCGAUUCCUUCCGUGUCAGAGCUUCGAGAAAUUGGAGUCAAAUUUGUGGCUUCUGAUAAUGUUAAAUAUAGUGGUCGGUACGACAUACCUUUAGACAUGGAGUGA